AUGGUGCAGCUGAGCUCAGAGUCAGCCCUGAACGAGCUACUCUCCUCCAAAGAGGAGGAGUGGCGGGCACUGCAGGCCCAGCACUCGCGGCUGCAGGAGGCGGCUGUGCGGGAGGCCCAGGGCCGGCUGCAGGAAGCACAGGACCAGCUCCAGCGUCUGCAGGAGGACUUCCUCUACAACCUGCAGGUGCUGGCGGAGCGGGACAGCGAGCUGGAGCACUACGACGCCGCCUUCGCCGAGGCCAGAGGCCGGGAGGAGGCCAAGCAGGCGGAGGCUAGCGAGCUCAGGAUAGAGGUGGCCAAGCUGAGGCAGGCGCUUGCCGCGGAGGCCCGGCAGAAGGAGGAGCUGCAGCGGAGGCAGCAGCUGCUACAGCAGGAGCACUGCCUCGAGCUGGAGCGUGCGUACAGUGACAAGAAUGGGGAGAUUGAACGUCAGCGGGAACACUAUGAACAUCUCAAGUGGAAACUGGAGCAAAAGCUGGAGGAACUCGAUGGGGAGCUGGCCCUGCAGAGGCAGGAACUGCUGCUGGACUUUGAAUCUGAGCUGCAGAAGAGAGAGCGCGCCUUCCAGCAGCAGGCCAAUGACAUGAGCCAUGUUCUCCUGUCCCAUGAGCUCAAGGUCAAACUGCUGAGCAGGGAGCUUGAGGCGCUGACGGAGGCGGGGGCCAAGGCCUCAGAGUGUCUGCAGAGAGCUGAGGCCGCCAGCGCCAGCCUGGAGAGCCAGCUGCAGGUCCGCACCUGGGAGCUGCAGGACCUGGAGGCCGUGAAGGACGCCCGGAUAAAGGACUUAGAAGACAAACUGCACUCCAUGCAGCUGAGUAGGACCAAGGAGGAGGACGUGUUCAAGAGGAAGCACGAGGAGCUGGACAGGCUGGCCAGGGAGAGGGACACUGUUCUGGCUGCGGUGAAGGGUGCCCAUGGGGAGCAGCUGCGUGCCCUGGAGAGCAGGAUCAUGGAGCUGCAGGCCCACUGCGAGAGCCUGGAGGUGCAGCUGCGCAGGGCCGAGUGGACGCAGGCCGACACUGCCCGCGAGAAGGACGCUGUCAUUGAGAAGCUCCACGAGGACUCCGCAGCUCUCAAGAGCGCCUGGGAUGCCCAGGUGGCCCAGCUGUCCCAGGAGGCGGUCUCCAAGGACCUCCAGGUCCAGGCGCUGCGGGAGGACGAGGCAAAGCUCAAGGCACAGCUGGCCCGAGCCCAGCAGGAUGUUGACAGGUACAAGCAGCAGCUGUCCCUGGCUGUGGAGAGGGAACAGAGCCUGGCGCGCGAGCAGGUGCAGCUGGGCCUGGACUGGCAGCGCCGCUGUGAGGACACCGAGCGGGAGCAGAUACGGAGGUCGGAGGCCUUGAUCGAAGGUCUGACGGCGUCACGGGCCCAGGUGACUGCAAAGCUGCAGGAGACGGAGCAGGUGCUGCGGGAGCAGGAGAGACUGCUGAAGGCCGUGGUCCUGGAGCGGGACCAGGCGCUGCAGGCGCUGCGGGUGCACGGGCUCCUCCCGCCCGAGGGGGCCCAGUGUGGAGAGGGCGCUGGCAGCAGCUUCCAGUCCAGUGAGAUCCGAAGGCUGCAGGAGCAGAACGCAAGCCUACGGCACACCGUGGCGCACAUGAGGCGGGAGAUGGAGUCCCUGGGCCAGCAACUUCCCCCUUCCCCGGCGCCUGGAGAAGAGGCCACCAGGACCGACCAGCCCCAUUCCAAGGCAGAGGAGACUGGCACUCCUGACCACGCCCUGGCCUUGGAGGCCGAAGUGCAGCACUUGAAGCACAGGUUUGAGGCCCUGGAGGAGCAGCUGGAAGGUGUGCUGGCACCAGAGCCCCGCCCCCAGUCCCAGGCCACCGGCGACACUGUCCCCAUCAGCCCGGAGUGCACUGGACUGGCCCUCAGGAAGCUCGGGGACCGUGUGCGUCUCUUGAACAUGCUGGUGACGCGGCUCAGACGGAAGGUGCUGCCAAAAUCCCUGAAGAUGGAUGCCAUCCAGCGCGAGCUCCCCCAGGAGGUGGAGCAGGUGCACCUGGAGGUCCUGGAGCUGCGGAAGCAGGUGGCUGAGCUGGGAAAGCACCUUGGGGCAGCCCAGCAGGGAGGAGAGCAGCCUGCAGGCGGCCCCACAGCUGCAGCUGUGGGGGCUGAUGCCCAAGGGCCGUUCCCGUGUGCCCAGCCAGGGCCGCAGACCCCACAGGCCUUGUCAGUGGACCGAAUGCAGAAGAAGCUGAAGGAAGCAGCCCGAAAAAUCCUCAGGCUCCGGCUGGAGAAGGAACAACUCCUUGAGAUGGGGAACAGGCUCCGCGCUGAGCUGGGCCACCCCAAAGGUGGGUGCCACGGCUCGGCUGGGCAGGGAGCCACCACAGCCAGGCCAGACCCAGAGACCCUGUACCCCCGAGAGGCACCCGCGCUGCCUGCAGACCGAGGCUCGCCGCUGGGACAAGUGCAGCCCCACCUCGCAACACAGAGGCAGCACCUAGUCCCCACGGCGACCUGCUCAGCAGCACAGCAGAAGGAGAACAGGCUCCCACCUCCACACCUGGCCCGCCCUGAGGACAGAGGCUGCCCCGGCCAGGGCUCAUCGUCACUCACCGGCAGCUCACUCCAGGACACCUGGAAAUUGUUGGACCUGGGGUCCAGCCCUUCUGGUCUCACCUCCCAGGAAGACUCAGCUGCAGGUAGGCGUCACAGCCCUUCUCAAUGUCCCCACUUGUGUCUGCCCCUCCCAGCAGAGUGCCCAGCCAAGAGCCCCAGCACAGCCCUGGCCGUGGAAGGGGUGACGAAGACAGCCCAGCCGAAGUCCGGACCUGCCAGACCCUCCGCAUCCCAGCCUGCCAAGCCCAGGAGCCGCCGGCCACCCCCCAGGGUCCGGAACUACAACAACUGGAAGGACCUUGGGGUCGGCCUCCCCGGGGACUCCUCCCUCCUCGUCCCUGCCCUCUGCCACCCCAUCGCAUUCUUGGGCCCCUCCGGUGGCGGGGAGGGGCCCGGCCCCCCAGCGGACAGUGGCCCGAGCGCCUUUGUUCCGGUCCCGGGGGAGCUCCGCCCUCGGCGCACCGGGCCCUUCCCGGAGCGGCAGCCGGGAAGGGGGCCGCCGGGCCCGCGUGGACCCCGCGCCGCCCAGGAAGGCGCGCGGCGACCGGCAGUAACCCCGCCCGGGGAGCCCUCGGCCGGGGUCAACGACCGCGCCGCAGCCCGCCAGCCCGAGGCCGCGCGCAGCCGGCCAUCACCCUAUCGCCUAGCAACGCCCACUCGCGCCCUGCCAUUGGGCCGCCGCAAACGCCCCCGGCGCGCCAUUGGCCACCGCGGGGCAGCGCGCCACGCCCCCGGCCGGCUGGGCGCGAGCGGCCACGGCGACGAGGCCCGGGUAGCCACGCGGGUACCCCCAGCGGCCUUCCCGCCCGCGCCCCAGCGCACCCCAGGCCCCGUGCGCCCCGCGUCCCGGCCCACCGCGCCUCCCGCCCCGGCACGCCCCCGGCCCCAGCGCGCCCCCGGUCCCAGCGCGCCCCCAGCUCCGUGCCUCAGCACACCCCCGGCCCAGUGCGCCCCCGGCCCCGCGCGCCCCAGGCCAAGCACGCCCCCGAUACGUCCCCAUCCCGGUGAGCCGCGCGCCCCAGCGCGCCCCAGCGCCCCCCAGCCCAGUGCACCCCCGGCACGUCCCCGGCCCCCAGCGCGCCCCCGGCCCAGCGCCGUCGCGCGCGGCGCACACGUGGCGUCUGCGGAGACGAGGGUGGGGGCGGCCCCCAGCGCGUGCGUCGCGGGGGGCGGGGAGCGGAAGUGGGGGACGGGCGCGCUGCUCCCCGGCUUCCCCCGCGCUCCUCCCGCCCCCCCGAGCGCGCUCCCCGCCCCCGAGCGCGCUCCCGCGCAGAGUCCGGGGGGCGGCGCGCGCGGGUCACCCCACCACCGGCGGCGCGCCGAGGCCCGGGGCGCAGCCCCGACGCUCAUUGGCCUGGGCGGCGCAGCCAAGCUGUCAGCCCAUGUACGGGGCUUCGGCCGGGGCCCCGUGGGCGCCGCACCCCCGCAGGCGUUUGGGGAGCUCCCCACGGCGCGGGGGCCCUGA
This is a messenger RNA of Ochotona curzoniae (black-lipped pika), 4032 nucleotides long. RefSeq names its product coiled-coil domain containing 57 (gene CCDC57). The record is from RefSeq and is a predicted model, not a curated record. NCBI's taxonomy places the organism in Eukaryota, Metazoa, Chordata, Mammalia, Lagomorpha, Ochotonidae. The coding region runs from base 1 to 4032 and encodes 1343 amino acids. The transcript has 20 exons.